Sitophilus oryzae (rice weevil) is the source of this 579-nucleotide messenger RNA. Its product is annotated as jerky protein homolog-like. Gene Ontology annotation, cellular component: nucleus. Lineage: Eukaryota; Metazoa; Arthropoda; Insecta; Coleoptera; Curculionidae. The coding region runs from base 1 to 579 and encodes 192 amino acids. The transcript has a single exon. Gene Ontology annotation, molecular function: DNA binding. The record is from RefSeq and is a predicted model, not a curated record.
AUGGAACGAAACAAACGUAAAAGAAUUGUCGUUCCUAUUGAAGAAAAAUUAAAAGCCAUUAGGAGAAUUAAAGCAGGAGAGACAAUUAAAAUUGUUGCACGAGAUUAUGGGGUAGGUGAGGUAACAGUUGGAGAUUGGAACAGAAACAGCAGUAAAAUAGAAGAAUGGUGUAAAAAACAAGCCUCUUCGUCUUCAAGAAGAAAAUCAAUGAAAAAAGGCGACUAUGAAAAAGUUAACGAAGCUUUAUUUACGUGGUUUACUCAGCAAAGAUCAAAAGGUGUGCCUCUUUCAGGUCCCAUUUUGCAGCAGAAAGCAAUAAUGAUUAGUAAACAAUUUCCUGAGACAGAUAGGUUUACCGGCAGUUCUGGAUGGCUUGACCGCUGGAAAAAACGGUACGGUGUACGACAACUGACUAUAUAUGGAGAAAAACUUUCUGCUGAUGUGUCACCAAUUGAAAAAUUUAAACAGGACUUUAAAAAGCUAAUCAAAGAUUGUGGGUAUACAUGUGAUCAAAUUUAUAACUGUGACGAAAGUGGUUUGAAUGAUAAAAUGGUUCCAUCAAAAACAUUGGCAUCUUGA